Messenger RNA from Spirometra erinaceieuropaei, 2970 nucleotides. NCBI's taxonomy places the organism in Eukaryota, Metazoa, Platyhelminthes, Cestoda, Diphyllobothriidea, Diphyllobothriidae. The record is from the annotation of a GenBank genome assembly.
AUGGAACUCGCAGAUUCAAGAGCCUGGUUUUCUCAAACUACGCCGAGGAUAUCGCACUUCAAUUCUCUGUCACAAGUUUGUUUACGAUAGUAGCACUCAUGGAAAUCUGCCGUUUUAGAAAACUGUCGUUGAGAUUCUCCAAACACUAAUGCCCCUAUGCACACCCACGAAUUGGAAUAGUAGCCUUGUAAGUGUUUCGAAAGAUUAGGAAUUUCUUGCAUUUUUUCUCUGUCCUUUCAUAUUUAGAGUUAAUUUACUUGGUUUGCAGAGUGCCAUUUUUAACAUCCCCUUGUUUAUUUUGUUUUCCGUUGCCGUGCAGUAGUUUGUCCAUCGUUUUACCAAGUAGGCUGUGGUAGUGACCUGCGCAUCAAUUUCUCUAUGAUCAAAUGAACUUUCAUUACGUCUGCCUUGCUCGCAUCUACGGUAUUUUAAUGGUUAGGUACUCUUAGGCCUGGCGGUGGUGAGAAUGGACACCGUGACUGGCAAAGCUAAACAGCCGGUCUGCGCAUCACUCAUCAGAUGGUCUUUAAUGUCGUACUAGUUGUGCUUAAGUGAUGUAUAGGUCUCAAUCCCGCAUGGGCAAGUUCUAUGAGAGCCAUAUCAAGAAGUAGCCAUUGCAAUCCGACCCGCGCUCCAGAUGACCGAGUUUGCCGGUCGAUUGGUAACCUUCUGUCCACGAAUUUUAGCCCGUUGUGGUAGCGUUCCUGGAAUUCAGGUUUACUAUGAUGAGAAAUGCGCUGAUUUGCCUCGAGGAAUGGUACCCCAGUGUAAGUUUCACCUAGUCCACGUUCCUCCUACCAGUAGCUUGUUCGAGCGUUUCCGUCAGCCGGUGAUGAUAUAGAAGGCGGUGGAUGACAUGGCGUGAACCUCUCUCUAACUCGUGUUACAUGCCCCGAUUACCCUAUACACUGGCCAAAUAAACUCCCUCGGCCUUAGUAGCGAGGCGCAAUAUCAAUGUCAUUUUUUUCUUCCAGAAGGCAGCUUAUUUUGAGCCUUACACUUUAACCUCCGAUUAUUUACUUAUAUUCAUAGGAAUGCCAUUUGUAGUUGGAUUUUUGUGGCGCUAUUUCUGCCCAGCCGACUUGUGGUUGACUAUCGCCGUCUACUAUUUAAAAACAGAUAGUCCUCUGUAUGGCUCAGUAAAGCCGUCCUUUCAAGGCAAAUCAAACUCAUGCCAUUCUGACCCUUAGAUGCCAAUUAGAUGGUCGCCCUUCGUCAUACCGAAUUUACAACCCGAAAUAGUUUCACCCUGUUUUUUGUAUUCAGUUAGGUCGCAUUCUUUUGUGUUGGCAAGUAUUUCUCACUAUGACUUAAACGCGAUGUCACUUCUGAUGUCCUUAUCUCGCCAAUUUGUCUCACUCACGUCUUAAAGUCUAUGCCAGGAAAUGAUUCGCCACCUUUUUAUGUUAAGGAACCGUGGAUUUAUUCAGUCCUCUUAGCUCUUGAACAACCGCUUCAUCCAGACACCUACCAUUCUCUUCGUCGAUUGGCCAAAUCAUUUCGAAAAAUAGCUUCCGUGAGUUUUUCAUAUUUCUUUCUGUCUAACCGAAGCCCUCUUGUCUGCCAUGAGCCUUUAAGGGUUGAUAUAAAUAUCCGUCUUUCAGAUUCGCUUCCAGUUUAUUUGAGGGAAACAUAGGUGUUGAACCUUUGAACUCCCUAUUUGUUACAAGCAAGCGAAUUAUAUCAAAAAUUUGAAAAUGCAAACAUCAACCAGCUACAGAAUUUUUUUCAGAUUGACAAAGUCUUCGGAACCAGACAAAUAAACGAGUUGUUCCAAGUGUUAAAAACAUUAACGUUAAUAAAUGUGUUGUACAGUAGUCUGUCUAUGGAUGAUUGGUGCUAUCUCAGUCUCUGAGGGAGAUGAAUUGAAUGCCAACUCAAAGAAAUCAGCAGGUAAGACACAGCAGUCCUGGCCGCGCAUUAUACGGGAUGUUUGUAUAAGGUCGCCUCUUAGCUGUCUGGAACUCAGUGGAAAAAGGCCGAGAUUGGUUAGUCGCGUUUCAUAGGGUAGUGAACCCUGUCCACUUACGAGUUUUGUUUCCCGCCUUUGAACUUUCUCAAGGAUGCUGAGAUCUUUAGAGGUCCAGGGUUCCCACACCUGAAUAGCGAACUCUAACUGUGGCCGUACAAAUGUGUGAAAGUCUUUAACGAAGCAGUCCUCACCAAAUUUACUGAAUCAUUUUCCCGUGGGACCGACAGUGCAAGGGACGCGUAGACACCUGCGAAUUGAAAUUGCAGGGAGAAAAUGGGAUCAUUGUGGUAUGCAAAGUGACAGUAUAAGACGCGCUACGAAUCCCCUCCUGGAGAGGGGUGAUGUUUUUAAAUUGAUCACUGCUAUGCGAUUGUCUGUAAGGUCUUCGGGUCGGAGCUCCAGGACGAUACGGCACACCUGCGUCCCACGACCUAGCCGAAAAGACUCGAGCCCGGGGUUAAAGUAUAGUUCCCUAGCUACGACUGUCCUAGUCCCCAUUGUUUGUGUCAACCAUGUUUAUAUGAGAUUUGAACUUAGGUCAACACAUUGAGCACUAGUGAUCCCGGCUUGUGCGCAGUGUCAAUAUUUGCUUCCAUCGGUCGUGGUGCCAUCACUUCUGAUGUCCCUUUUUGUGUGGUAGUGUGAAGUACACGCAAUUUGCAGUCUUUCUGUUUCCCAUAUACUCUAAAAUACUUAGACCUAGUAUUUUGCGCUCCCAGUCAUUUAAGUAAAAACAGGCCACAAUCGAUGUCCAUGCUACGAUUCAUGUAGCGUUGAACUUCCGACUACAUUCCGAUACCCUUUGUAUCGGCGUGUCUUAGCCAUGGUUUUUGCAAAAUGAAAAUUCCAAAUUAACUGCUAUCACUGCCUUCGCCUCUCAUUUUUAGAAAUCGGACCAGACGGCCUCCAACAACACUGACAGGCGCUUGAUGUUUUGCGAAAUAGUCAUUGCCAUUGUUGCUUUUGUCUUUGGCCAGCUUGAUCUUGUCACCUCUUAA